Molecule: messenger RNA, 408 nt
Organism: Podospora bellae-mahoneyi
Lineage: Eukaryota; Fungi; Ascomycota; Sordariomycetes; Sordariales; Podosporaceae
Exons: 1
Coding region: 1-408 (135 amino acids)
Source: RefSeq, a predicted model, not a curated record
AUGAAGUUCCUCGCCACCCUCCUUACCCUCGCCGCCUCGGCCUCGGCCAUCGACCUCUACCUCCACACCGACAACAACUGCGGCGGCUCCAACGCCCUCUGCUGCAACGGCAUCAACCCCAACACCUGCUGCGGCACCACCGCCAACGGAAGCCCCUACCAGUCCGUCGCCGUCCGCGGCAUCCAGCAGGGCUGGAACAUCCAGUGCCGCGGCUACGACAACGGCCAGUGCAACCGCCUCCAGACUAUCUCGGGCAACAACGGGGGCAACUUCAUCUGCAACCGGUCCAACGGCUUCCGGUACUCCGGCGUCGGGUAUAACUUCAUCGGCCGGAAGCGGGCGAUUGAUUCUACCCUCAAGCCUGAGUGUUCGAAGAAACGCUUAGAUAACUUCUGUCUGCCCGAAUAA